UCCAAUUACUUAAAUUAUUGGAGGAUGAUUUUCCAAACCGUUUGAGUAGCUAUUCGCCAUACUUUUACCAAUAGUUUCAAGAGAUAGCGUGUUUUUUAUUUUACUUUGUAGAAGACUCUCUUGUUCUCAUAUUGUUUUCAAAGGACUACAAAUUUCGUCGUGAAACCUCUCUCCUAUGGCACACUUUGGUACAACUACACAAGCAAAGUAUUGGCUAUUUACUAUCAAACAAGUUGACGAAAUGAGAAAGAAUAACAACCAAGAAGCAAGAGAAAGAUGUAAGGACCGAGUAUCCAAUGGUGAAAUCGAACCACUUACACUUGAAGAGGAAUCCAAGUUGCGAAGGAUAUAUGAAAUAAAGAUACAGAAGAAUGCGGAAAAGCUAGGAUUACCUGAGGCAGCUCAAGCUACAGCUGUUACUCUUUUCAAAAGAUAUUUUCUAAGGACAAGUGUUAUGGAGGCAGAUCUUUCAACUAUUGCAAUAACUUGUUUAUAUUUGGCAAGUAAGAUUGAGGAAUAUUACAUUCCUUUCAAAGAGUUUGCUGCAGUUGUAGAGACCACUCUUUCUGUGGAGCAGCUUCUUUCUUUUGAAAUGGAGGUUAUGCAAAGAUUGGAGUUUCACAUUUCUUGUUAUCAUCCUUAUUUAUCCUUUUCUGCAAUCUGGUCUUUGUUGGAAGAAUGUCAUUGGAAUAUGGAAGCAAGGAAUGACCUUGUAGACAAAAAGAAGCUUUAUUCUUAUGCUCGUUCUCUUAUUCACACGAGUCUUCUAACUGAUUUAAUGUUUUUUCUCUCACCUGGACAGAUUGCUUUAGGCAUAAUAUCCUAUGCAUUUGCUCAUUUUCAUAUUUCGUUUCCAUUCGAGUUAUUAUUGAGUUUGAAGAGCGAAAGGAAUGAAGAGUAUACAGUGGAUGAAGAGAAUUGGCUUGCAUUAUGGGAACAAUCAGUAAAUGAGGUAAAAAAAGAAAUGUCAACUUGUGGAGGUCUUGAUACUUGGAAUAUUUCCACAGAAACAGAAGCACGACAACUUUUGAAGAAAUUAUCCUUUUGCAGAGAUCCUAGAGUAGAUCCUACGAGUACUGAAUAUUUGGAAAUGGUAAAGAAGAGAGAAAGUGAUAAGGAAAUGAAACGAUUGGAGAAGAAUCGUGCAUUUUCAGAAAAGAGAAAAAGAGAAUUCGCUAUGAUUACUGGUAUAGGAGAAGACACUUUUCAAGAUUCGGAGACCAUGUUAAAGAAAGACGUUGACUAUUUACAUACUGUUAACUCAAGUAAGGAAUUGGAAGAGAAAAACGAGCAAACUAUCCUGUUGGUUGAAGACAAUAAGAACAAGAAGAGAAGAAGAAGAGGAGAAUGAGAGAAAUGGGUUCAAAGACUUUGGAUGAGCAGCCAUGGCUGGGUCUAAGUUAUAU
Galdieria sulphuraria is the source of this 1406-nucleotide messenger RNA. Its product is annotated as cyclin H. Lineage: Eukaryota; Rhodophyta; Bangiophyceae; Galdieriales; Galdieriaceae. Gene Ontology annotation, molecular function: cyclin-dependent protein serine/threonine kinase regulator activity. The record is from RefSeq and is a predicted model, not a curated record. Gene Ontology annotation, biological process: regulation of transcription by RNA polymerase II; regulation of cyclin-dependent protein serine/threonine kinase activity. The transcript has 2 exons. Bases 176 to 1351 code for a protein of 391 amino acids. Gene Ontology annotation, cellular component: transcription factor TFIIK complex; nucleus.